UUUGCUGUACACAAAUUAGUCGCUAGGUUCACAAUCAGCUGGGUGCAGUGCCAAGCUCGGUCGAUCUGAGCAUUUCUUCCUGGUGACGUGUCAAAUUAGUGUUAACGAACACUUUUCGCGAUAAAACAGGCCAGAUAACAGCACAUUAAGGUGUCCCAUACGUUGCUGAUGCUAGCUGCAAGCUCUGAUCCUUUCUUAGGACGAUAGGUGUUGUAGAGCUGUAUCCGUGACGACCAGGUAAACAUGGCGGAGCAGAGCCAGGGAGGUGGAGCGGGAACCCAACCGUCAGCGGCGGGAAAGGGUGGAAAGUCACAGCUUGACAACCUACCCAAGGAGGAGCUCAUCAAGUAUGUAAAGAAGCAGCUGAUGGUUUUACAGAAGACAAAGGCAAAAUGUGAAGAGCUGAACACUGAACUCGUGAAACUGAAGAAAGAAAAGGAAGCAUCUGCAGAGGCCAAUAAGGACUCCAACAAGGAAGACCAGGCCACUUUGUCAAAGAUGCAGACAGAAAAAGAAGAGCUACAAGCAGAGAGAGACAAACUCAAGGCUGCAAAUGACCAGCUGCAAGCAGACAAGGAGGGUUUGCUGUCAGAGAAAUGUGAUCUGCAGAAACAGCUAGAGGAUAGCCAACAGUCCCUGCAGACACAGUGCAACAAGAUGAGGGAAGAGCGGGAGAUGAUCAUGGGGGAGAUGAACAGUGCCAUGAUGAAAGUAGAGGAGCUCCAAAGGGAGAAGUUACAGUGGAAGGACCAAGUGGACAGCCAAGCCGAGGACUUUGCCGAAGUCAAGAAGGCAAAGCAGACACUGCAGCAACAGCUUCUAGCAGCAACAAACGAGAACAGCAAACUGCAAGAGUCACUGUCAAUUGCACAGCAAGAGAUAGCUGUCAUGAAGGAAAAGCUGGACAACAUGAUCACUGAGAAACAGGAACAGCAAGAUGACAUUCAGGGAAAGCUGCAAGAGGCAACAACAGCAAUGGAACAGCUGAGGGGACAGGUGGAGACAGCUGAAACAGCAAAGGGUGACCUUGAGACACAACUUGAGGCCAGCAAAUCACAGAUUAGGACACUGGAAGAACAGCAGAAAGAGCUCAGGGAUGGGUAUGAAAAGAUGGACAGUGAAAAGUCUGUGGAACAAGAGGAGCUAACCACUCUGAGGGAAGAGAAAACAGCCCUGCAGCAGAGGGUAGAGGAACUUGAAAAGCUGCAGGAAGAAUUGACAGCAAAAUUGGAAGCAGCAAACACCUCAAUAGCAAAAGUAAAAGAAGAGCUAGAGUUAAAACACACCAACGCUCUGGAUGAGAUCCAAAAAGAGCAUGAGCAACAGCAAGGGCAACUUAAACAGGAAAUAGAGGUGGUCAGGGGUGAAGGAGCAAAGUUCAAAGAUGAGAGGGACCAGGUCUUGUCUGAGAAGGAGCAAUUACAGGGGCAAUAUGAAAAGAUUAUAUCUGAGAAAGAACAAUUAGAAAACAAUGGGGAGCAGGCCUCAUCUCUGAAGACACAACUAGAGUCAGAAAAGGAAAACCUGCUGGCUGAAAAACAGCAGCUGCAAAUGGAAAAAGAACAGCUACAAACAGAAACAGAACAGCUGAAAGCAGAUAAAGAUCAACUACAAACAGCAAAAGAGCAGAUGGAAACGGAGAAAGAACAGCUGCAAACAGAAAAAGACCAGUUACAAACAGAAAGGGGUCACCUGCAAGCAGAAACAGAACAGCUACAAACAGAUAAUCAGCAGCUGGAAACAGAGAGAGACCAACAGCAAACAGAGAAAGAACAGGCACAGGCAGACAACCAGCAGCUGAAGACCAAUGUUGAACAGCUAGAAAAUGAGAAAGAACAACUUUGCUCUGAGAAAGAACAGCUAUGUACUGAAAGGGACCAAGCUGUUGCUGAGAAAGAGGAGGUGCAAAGUAAGAUGGAUCAGGUGCUUGUUGAGAACGAAGAGCUGAGGAAGGAGAAGGACCAGGCUGCUACAGACAAACAGCAGCUACAAGCAGAGAGGGACCAGGCAAUAUCUGACAAGGAAAGGAUGGAGACUAUGAAGGCUGCAGGAGACCAAGAGCAAAGUGAAGAAAGAAAUCAAGAAAGGACUGAGUUGGACCAACUUAUGGUAGAAAGAGAUCAACUUCUGGUAGAUGUUGAACAGCUGAAAGGGGAGUUAGACCAAGCUACAGCUGACAAAGAACAGCUGCAAAGUGAGUGUAAUCAGAUAACAGCUGCAAAGGAACAACUAGAAAAGGAAAAAGAUGAAGCUGUAGCUGAAAAGACACGGCUACAAAGUGAGAGAGAUCAAGCUGUGCAUGACAAGGAACAGCUGCAAAAUGAAAAAGAUGAAGGUGAAACUAGCAGAGGAAACUUACAGCAUGAAAUAGAACAAAUCACUGCCGCUAAAGAACAGGUACAGCAGGAAAGGGAGCAGGCAACAGCUGCGUUUGAACAGCUGCAAACUGAAAAGGAUCAAGUUGUAGCAGAGAGGGAACAGCUUCAGAAGGAAAGAGAUCAGGCUGUGGCUAAAAAUGAACAGAUUCAAGCUGAAAAAGACCAAGCACUGACAGCUAAGGAACAGCUACAACAUGAACUGGACCAGGAAGUAGCAAAGAAGCAACAGCUUCAAGUGGAAAAAGACGAAGCUCUGACAGCUAAGGAACAGAUACAGCAUGAACUAGAGCAGGCUGUAGCUGCUAAAGAACAGCUGAUUGAGAUGCAGAAGUCCUUGAACGAACAGGAUGAGAGUGAGAAAGACCAGACCAUCAGACUGCUGCAGACAGAGAAGAAUGAGAUACUUAGUACGUUGGAAGAGAUCAAAAAUGAGAAAGAGGAAAUUUUACAGAUUACAGAACAGUUGCAGGUUGAAAAAGAUCAAGCCUUCACCAGCAAAGAAGAGGUGGAAAAAGAAAGAGACCAAGUAAUAGCUGUGAAAGAAGAGCUAGAGGGAAAACACGAACAGGUAUUAGGGGAUCUAGAAGCACUUCAGGCUGAAAAAGACAAGGUCUUGGCCGACAUUGAACAGCUGCAAAUGGAAAGAGAUCAGGCUACAGCUGAGAAAGAACAACUACAAAGUGAAAAAGAGCAAUUGAUAUGUGACAAAGACAAGAUGCAAGCUGAAAAGGAAGAAGCUCUUGCUCAUGUAGAACAAACAGAAAGGGAAAGAGACCAGGCCAUCAAGGAGAAGGAGCAUCUGCAAAAGGAAAGAGAUCAAGCGAAGAACGUGGAGGAUAUCUCAAACAGUAAAGAAGAAGAACAAACACAAAUGACAGCCAGUUUGCAGAGUGAUCUUGAAAAAGUCAAGUCUGAUCUUAAACAGAAGGAAGAAAUUGCACACAAGCUAAAAGCCAUGGCUGUCAAGCUCAAGCGGGAACUUGAAGAGUCGAGAAAGGAAAAUUCUCGACUUAACAAGGAGCUCCAGACAGUCAAAGACCUCCAGAAGGAGCAAGAAGGAAAGAUAGCAGCAAAUUCGGGUGCUGAUUCCCAACUGCAGCAACUCCAGGGAGAAUAUGAGAAACUUGAGCUGACGUAUGAGGAGACGGCGGCUAACUUGGAGAAAGUUGAGAAGGAAUUACAGGAGAGAGUCAAGCAGCAUGAAGACCUAUGCCAAGAGUUUGCACAGCUGAAGACACAGAUUGUAGAUUUGCAAGCCUCAAACGACUCAAUAACAGAUCUCAGCCACCAUCUAGAAGGUCAAGUGCAGGAGCUACAAAAGCAGCUUGCACAGGCUGAGGAAGAGAGAGAUGCACAGACGAUUAUGAAGGAAGAGAAAACUAGAGAAUGUGAGCAGAGCGCCGAGAGGAUCGGACAGUUGGAGAAACAGUUAACAGACGGACACAAGCAGCACCAGACAACAACAGAGCGCUUGGAGAGAGCUCUGCAGGAGGCCCAGCAGAGCAACGUCAUGAAUCUGGAGAUCGCGGACUACGAGCGUACGGUGAGCGAGCUCAACCAGCAGGUCGCCAUCCACGAGAGCAAGAUUUCCGCGCUGAACUCUGAGAUUGAAGGGAAGGAAGAGAGGAUACAUCAGCUGAUGAGGCAGGUCACGACGACGGAGGAGUCCCUCACACAGGAACAGGAGAGAGCCAGCAAGCUGAAGGCUCUGCUCAUCAAGGCUAAGAAAGAUGUGGAGGAAGGGAAGAAGCUGCAGACUGAGAAGGGGAAGGUGGAGGCGGCGCUGCGGGGACAGCUGGAGUACUCGCAGCAGGAGAUAGAGGGCCACAAGGUGCAGCUGGCCCAGGUCAUGGCCGAGACACAGCAGCUGCAGCAGAAGGUGCUGUCCUCUGCCGAGGCACAGCGCAGGACAGCCGAGAAGCUGGAGGGCAGGGUCAGCAGCCUGGAACGGGAGAGGGAUGCAGCGGAGACGCAGCUGGCAGAGGUCAGGGCGGAAUAUGACAGCUACAAGGUCAGGGUGCACAGCGUUCUGAAGCAGAAGACGAAGGCAGCUGUGCCUCAGAUGGCAGCGGACAUGGACAAACAGGAGAAGUUACAGCUGGAGCGACAAACACAGCAACUACAGAACAAGGUGAAGGAGCUGACGGAGCAGCUGCAGGCAGCUGCAGAGGAACAGCAGGAGCUGCAGGUGCAGUACGAACAGCUGCAAAAACAGCACACGCAGCUGAGUCAGCAGCUCAGGGACAAGGACAGGGUCUGGCAGGGCAGGAUCAACAAACUACAGCUGGAGGUUGAGAACAGGCGUGAGGAACAGUCCCUGACAGUCAGCCAGCUGGAACAGCAGAACGAGUCCGUGACCUUGUCCUUCAAGGAGAGGAUCAGCAUGAUGGAGGAACAGCACCAGCGCGAGGUCAACAGCCUCCAGGAGAAGCUCCAGACAGCCGAGAACGAGCUGACCCAGCUGAGAGCCGCAGACAGACACGUCAGCCCCCCUCCCACCCCCAGCCACGCCAUCAUGACCACACCCACACCGGAACAAGUCCAGGCGUGGUCUGCGUCCAACAUGGCGGCCGUGGAACGCGAGGAAGGGGAGGGGAUGGAGAACACGGAGGUGGAGUCGGUGUCGUCGGGACCGGGCCCGUCCGUGUCCACGACUCCGUCCAUCGUAACUCUGGAGGAUCUGCUGGCAUCAGACGACAAAGUCAUUUCAGGCACCAGAAGCCCCAGCAUCAUCACCCUGUCCCGCCACUCCAGUGUUCUGGAGGACACAGAGAGCAUGAAGGCCAGCCUGUCUGCUGCUCACAAGAAGAUAGAACACAUGAGUGAGCUGCUGCACGAGAGUGAGGCCACCAUCAUGCGGCUCAACGAACAGACCAAGGUUCUGAAGAACGAGAUCCGUCGCCUGGAGCGUAACCAGGAGCGGGAGCGCGCGGUGUCAAACCUGGAGUACCUGAAGAACGUGCUGCUGAAGUUCCUGACGCUAUCCUCCGGAGACGAGAAGCUGCAGCUCAUCCCCGUCCUCACCACCAUGCUCACACUCAGCCCCGAGGAGAAACAGGCGCUCACCACCAUGGCUCAGGGUGAGGAGGGGCCACCAGAUGUGGAACCCAAAUCUGCUGGAUGGAGCACCUACCUGCACCGCUGGUCAGGACUGCAGUAGUUCUGUACGUCCGCUAGGGGGAGCUCCUACCUGCACCGCUGGUCUGGACUGCAGUAGUUCUGUACGUCUGCUAGGGGGAGCUCCUACCUGCACCGCUGGUCAGGACUGCAGUAGUUCUGUAACAGGCUGCUAGGGGGAGCUCCUACCUCCACCGCUGGUCAGGACUGCAGUAGUUCUGUACGUCUGCUAGGGGGAGCUCCUUCCUGCACCGCUGGUCAGGACUGCAGUAGUUCUGUACGUCUGCUAGGGGGAGCUCCUACCUGCACCGCUGGUCAGGACUGCAGUAGUUCUGUAAGUCCGCUAGGGGGAGCUCCUAUCAACAUCUUAUCUAUUGCCGGGAUAGCACUGCAGUGAUUUCGUCACCAGUUGACAACAAGAAAUUACUGUUAAGGCCAUUAUGAUAGUAAUUUGGAUCAUGUAGAAAACUUUGUUGUGGUUAUACUUAUAGGCAAUUCUGCCAAGAAUUGAGAAGGAAAUUUACCUUAAGUGUGACAGUGAGGUGAGAAAAAAAAAGAAGGCAUUACCUGUCAUUACUGGUGGAAAACAAUUGACAAUCACUGUUAUGGCUAGUAGAAUUUCUUGAGGCUUAACUUCACCAAUUUUGAUGAUGUAUGAAUUAUGAGAAGUAUAUAGUAUAUAAUUACAUAAUUAUUGUAUAUAUAAAUGUAUAUUGGUAUUUGAAUGAAUUGGAAAUAAUUUGGUGUCAUGUACUUGCCAAGUUGCCACUACAGCAAAGAAGCAAAGUGCAAUGCAAUGCCCUGACUCAUGCACAAGCUUGUACACAGCUAUAAGCCUGGUUCACAUGUGUGUAUAUAUUCAAGUCCUUUUGAGGUCCGUAUGGAAUUUUUAGCCUCUACCAGGCUCCACAGGUCACUGGAAAAAUAAUAGUAAUUGGAAAAAUAUAGAUGCAUGACACACCAGAGGAGUAAGCUGUCUAAAGAGUUUGCAACCAACUUACGUUGCUGUCAUGUUAUCUGGCUGUAUUUGUGCAAUUUCUAUCAUUUUUCCGGGAGCUGAGGAGCCUGGUAAAGGCUAAAACUUCCAUACGGACCUCAAAUGGGCUAGAAAAUAUACAUGUAUGAACCCACCGUUAGAUCAUGUAUAAUGCUAUCAUAGAAGAGGUGUUGCUAUUUCAGAGUUGUGACAUCAAGAUUAUAGUCUUGGGAUGUCACUGAGUCUGAAUUGUGGAUAUGAGACUGAACAUGUGAAAAAGAAAAGGAAACUGUUGUUGUUUUAGCCUGAAAUCCAGUCUUCUUAGCUUUAGUCCCCGUUCACAUAUGUUUGUGUAUAUUCCAGUCCAUAUGAGUUGCAUAUUGACAUUAUUUGGGCCCAGGUAAAAUUGAAGGCCGAAGAAAAUGUUUUUCGGUUACAUAACCAGACAACACAAUGAUGGGUCAUAGUAUAUAACCAACAUUUGACCAGCUUUAUAGUCAGCCUAGUACACCAUAAUAUAGCACUUUUUGUCACAUUUAUUGGUCUAACACAACAGAAAAUAGCAGACAACUCUGCUUCCUUGCACAGCAUAUUUCUUGAGGUACAUGUACAAACAGAAUUAUAAAAAAAUGCUGUUAAAUGAAUAAAGUUAGUGAUUGCAAUGGAACAUUUUGAAAAGACAGCAUGUUGUAGCGCUAGAAAAGAGAUAUACAAAAUUUAGUGUAAGGGUAUUGUGCAUUAAGGGUUGUGUUAAUCAUGUCUGAGAUUUUUGCAGGUUUAUUGUAUCCUGUAAGUUAUGUUCAUGCAAUAACAACACAUUCAAGCUCAUGUAUUAGAUGUGGCUUCCAAGAGAUUCUUGUACACUGAAAGUGCCUUGAAGAUAAAAAUGUUUCUUUCAUGGGGUAACGAGCAUUUGGAGGGCGAAAGAGUGAAAACUUGUGUCCAUUUGUAAUGACAAUGACAAAUAAUAUGGACAGCUUACGUGUACCAUGUGUUAUGUUGCUCUUUGAAUGGAAUGAUAAAUAAACAGUAUCAUUUCCAUUUG
This is a messenger RNA of Branchiostoma floridae (Florida lancelet), 7516 nucleotides long. RefSeq names its product GRIP and coiled-coil domain-containing protein 2-like. NCBI's taxonomy places the organism in Eukaryota, Metazoa, Chordata, Leptocardii, Amphioxiformes, Branchiostomatidae. The coding region runs from base 244 to 5538 and encodes 1764 amino acids. The record is from RefSeq and is a predicted model, not a curated record. The transcript has 12 exons.